AUGGCUCAGCCAUUUUCCACGUCCGUCUUCAUUCCGGACCUCCCAGCCUUUCACUACUGUAGAGGAGGCUAUGAAGGAAAGAUUGUCAGGUUUCGCUGCAAGUGCGAGCAUCUUCAAUCGCGUGAGAGGCUCCGUUUAUGGCACGAUGUUAUUCGGAUCUCAAAUCAAAAGCUCCGCGUCCGCGUCGCCGCCAGAAUCAUCUGGGCCUAA
Colletotrichum lupini is the source of this 210-nucleotide messenger RNA. RefSeq lists its product as uncharacterized. Lineage: Eukaryota; Fungi; Ascomycota; Sordariomycetes; Glomerellales; Glomerellaceae. Bases 1 to 210 code for a protein of 69 amino acids. The transcript has 2 exons. The record is from RefSeq and is a predicted model, not a curated record.